AUGGCGAAAAGCAGCGAAUCGCCCCCAGGCACCCAUAUUCCCUACUGGCGACUGGUCGUCGAGCAAGGCAUCGUAACGCAGGAAAUCAUUGACUAUUCGUACCCCGGCUCUGGCACUGAGGAAGACCCAUAUGUGGUAACAUGGAUCCCGGAUGACCCUCGCGAUCCCAUGCGCUUCAGUCCAGGGAAGAAAUGGUCCAUUACGAUUGUAAUGGCCUUGGCGACAUUGGCAGUCUCACUUGAUUCUUCGGCAUAUUCGGGUGGCAUCACACAGAUCAUCGAAGAAUUUCACAUCAGCACCGAGAUUGCAACGCUGGGGGUUUCACUGUUUGUUGUGAGCUUCGCGAUAGGGCCUCUUUUAUGGGCGCCGCUCAGUGAAAUGUUCGGCCGGCAGAUCCUCUUCAUCACCACAUACUGCGCGUUGACCGCAUUCAAUUGUGCUGCCGCCGGUGCUCAGAAUAGCUGGACACUUCUAGUCUUGAGAUUCUUCGCCGGCGCAUUUGGAUCAUCACCGCUAACCAACGCAGGAGGGGUGAUUGCAGACAUGUUCCCAACAAAGGAGCGAGCGAUCGCCAUGAGUAUAUUUGCGGCUGCACCAUUUUUGGGUCCCGUCAUCGGUCCUAUUGCUGGUGGGUUCUUGGGUUUGAAAGCCGGCUGGCGCUGGGUCAUGGGCCUCCUCGGGGCCUUUUCCGGGCUUGUCUGGAUUGUAGGCGCUCUGCUGAUCCCAGAAACCUACGCCCCCGUGCUUUUAUGCCAUCGUGCGGCCAAACUGUCCACCAUGACUGGAAGGACCCAUCGCACCCAAGCCGAUAUUGACCAGAAAGCAGUCAGCCUCAAAACCUCAUUCAAAGUUGCAUUAUCUCGCCCGUGGGUUCUCCUGUUUCGGGAACCUAUUGUCUUCCUAUUAUCAGUCUACAUGGCCAUCCUUUACGGAACACUUUUUAUGCUCUUCGCUGCGUAUCCAAUUGUGUUCCAGCAGGGCCGAGGGUGGAAUCAAGGCGUAGGCGCCCUCCCAUUUCUUGCCAUUGUGGUGGGCAUGUUGCUGGCAGUCGCCUACACCAUUAUUGACAACAACAUCCGUUACAUCAAGACCGAGUCUCGACAUGGGGGCGCCCCAUCCCCCGAGUCCCGGCUACCACCCUGCAUCCUCGCAUCAAUCACAAUCCCAAUUGGUCUUGUCUGGUUCGCAUGGACAAACUCUCCAUCCAUUCACUUUAUGGCUUGCACUGCAGCCGGUGCCCCCUUUGGCUUCGGUCUGGUGCUUAUCGUCCUCGGGAUCCUGAACUACCUGAUCGACGCAUAUACAUUCUAUGCUGCAUCAGUGCUGGCGGCGAAUUCAGUGCUGCGCUCUCUGUUCGGCGCAGCGUUUCCUUUGUUUACCUCGUACACGUAUGAGGCGUUGGGAAUCCACUGGGCGUCUUCCAUCCCGGCGUUCUUGGCUCUGGCGUGUGCUCCGUUUCCGUUUCUGUUUUACAAGUAUGGCGCGGCGGUUAGGGCGCGCUGUAAGUACGCCGCUGAAUCGGAGGCGUUUAUAAGGAGGCUAUAUGCGCAGGUGCAGCGACAAUCACAAUCGCAAGAAACACCGGGUGGGGACACGGUACCCGAUGACGCUGAUAUCAAAGCCAAAGCAUAA
This is a messenger RNA of Aspergillus calidoustus, 1632 nucleotides long. Lineage: Eukaryota; Fungi; Ascomycota; Eurotiomycetes; Eurotiales; Aspergillaceae. The record is from the annotation of a GenBank genome assembly.